Molecule: messenger RNA, 3021 nt
Organism: Gilbertella persicaria
Lineage: Eukaryota; Fungi; Mucoromycota; Mucoromycetes; Mucorales; Choanephoraceae
Exons: 8
Coding region: 1-3021 (1006 amino acids)
Molecular function (GO): hydrolase activity, acting on carbon-nitrogen (but not peptide) bonds
Source: RefSeq, a predicted model, not a curated record
AUGUCUGGCAUAUUGAAUUCUAAAAAGAGUCGAGGCUCAACGCGACCUCUUCUUGGUCCAGAUUUCUCAUCUUAUCACAGUCGUCAAAAGAACCAAAAGGCACGUCUCAUAGUUACUGCUUCAGCACUUGCAUUAUUUGGCACAACAUGUGUCUAUCUCGCUAGACAUUUGCCUGCUAUUCAGACAAUGGACAUUCACACACAAAGUCUCUGGCAAGACACAAACAGCGUCGUCUCACCUGGUAUUUCACUUACGUCGUUUGAACACGGUCUUUUGCAAUGUCAAUACAACUCGGAUCGAGCCAACGUCGUCACCAACACCACACGUACUCGACACCGUAACCCUCGACGUGCUCCUGACGCUGUGGAUACCUUGAUUAUCAACGGGCAUGUCUGGUUAGGUGACAAAUACCUUGCAAAAGGUCAGGUUUAUCUCAAAGACGGUUUAAUUGCUGCUGUGGGAACGGAUCUUAAAGUGUCCAAGCAUACACGCAUUGUGGACGCACAGGGUCGUGUUGUCACACCUGGUAUUAUCGAUAUGCACUCUCAUAUGACGCUUGAGUCUCUGAACGGACUCGAAGCCUCUAAUGAUGUGAAUGAGAUGACUUCACCUACAACCCCUUAUGUACGUGUUAUUGAUGCCAUCAGUCCAACAGAUCCAGGCCUCAAAAUUGUCGCUAGUGGAGGAAUUACAACCUCGCUAAUCCUUCCUGGUUCAGGCAACUCAAUGGGAGGUGAAGCGGCUGUUAUCAAGCUUCGUCCAGUGCCUACACUUUCAAACCAAGAUAUGCUCAUCAGCUCUGGUGUCUCAGAAGAGGAUCAAGAAAUUGUUUGGCGUUUCAUGAAAAUGGCAUGUGGUGAAAACCCCAAAGGAUAUUAUGGUGCCGAGUUGAACAAGAUGCCCAUGACACGUCUUGGUGAGGCUUACUUGUUUCGUCAAUGGUUUGAGAAUGCACAAAAAUUAAAGAGAAAGCAAGAUGAUUGGUGCGAUGCUGCUGGCCGUAUCCAAAAGACGUUCCCUAAAGAUGGUCCUGUAGAUGAAGCCAAGAUCACUCGUCUUUCUGAACCUUAUCCUGAAGAUCUUCAGCUGGAGAGCUUGGUUGCCUUGUUGCGUAAACAAGUCAAUUUGAAUGUACAUUGUUAUUUGCCUCAAGAUUUUGAAGCCAUGGUACAUCAUUCGCUUGAAUUUGAUUUUGACAUUGCUGCUUUUCAUCAUGCGCUUAGUGCUUGGCAAGUGCCUGACAUUAUUAAGCGCGCAAAGACAAAUAUUACCAUUGCUACCUUUGCUGAUAUGUGGGGAUACAAGGCUGAAGCAUGGGAUCAAAAUGUACAUGCUCCCAAAAUUCUGGAUGCAGCAGGUAUUCCAGUUGCUUUCAAGAGUGAUCAUCCAGUCAUGAACGCACGCGAUUUGUUACAUGAAGCUCAAAAAGCCUAUCACUAUGGUUUUGAUGAACACAAGGCUCUUCAAGCAGUCACUUCUGUACCUGCAGCCUCCAUGAAACUUGGUCAUCGUAUUGGAAGCAUUGAUGUAGGCAAAGAUGCUGACAUUGUUAUUUGGGAACGCCAUCCUUUACGUUUAGGUGCUCGUCCCAAGCAUGUCUUUAUUGAUGGCUCAGAACUUGACUUUCAGAAAUCAUGGACAAAGACAGUAACAGAACAAAGUCUUGUUGCUGAGCAAUGGGCGAUGGAAACACCCAUCGGGGAACUAGAAACAGAGCAAGAACGGCAUUACUUGCCUCCCUUUUCUUCAAAUACGAUGCGUCUUGAAGACCAUGGCCUUGAUAACCCCAAUUCUUUCCAUGAUGCUUGUGGCAGUGAUAUUCGUUCCUUUGUGUUACGCAAUAUCAGUGACAUCUAUAUGAAUGCAACUCGUAUAUUGCAUGCAAAUGAAAUUGGUCAGGGAUUGUACAUGAUUGUCAAUGAAGGUGAGAUUGUUUGUCUAGGUGCAGACUGCGAUAGAGACCAUAUUGAUUGGCCUGUAUCAAGCCCUGUGUUCAACAUGAAUGGGGCUGUUGUGAUUCCUGGUAUUGUGUCGAUGGGUGUUCCUCUUGGUCUGUCUGAAAUUCAAUCAGAAGCAACAACACAUGAUGGAAAUGCAAAGAAUGAUGUCUCUGAUGCUGAUCUUUACAAGCAUAUUGUACGUGCUGUUGAUGGCCUCAAAUUAAAUGGAUUGCAUCUCCAGAAAGCAUACAAGGCUGGUGUAACUACUUCUAUUUCCCAACCUAUGGGUUCCAGUUUAGUUGCUGGUGUGUCUGUUGCUUUCCGAACAGGUGUGGAAAAGACAGUGUUAGAUACAGUGGAUGCUUUAGUAAAAGAAGAGGCAGCUCUGAACUUUGUUAUCCAUCAUGGAGGAGAACCAAGUGUCUCUCAACAGAUAGCCACCAUCCGCGAUUUACUCGUCUCCAAUAUCAAAAAAGACCCUUCUCACCACGUAUUUGCCCGGGCUGCUCGUGGUCAAAUUCCCGUUGUGAUUCAGGUAGACGAUAAAGACGAGAUUGCUUCUAUUCUGAUGAUCAAGCAAGCCAUUCAAAAAGACUAUGGCUAUCAAGUCAGAUUUGUCAUUUUAGGUGGCUCUGAAUCUCACUUGGUCGCUGAUCAUUUGAGUCGCUUAGAUGUGCCUGUUGUUCUUAUGCCUGCUCGUUGUUAUCCUCUCACAUGGCAAUCUCGAUCCUGUUUGACAGGUCCACCUAUCACACCCUACACAGUGCUUGAUGUCUUGUUGAAGCAUGGUGUACGUGUAGGUCUUGGCAGCACAGAUGUAGACAACGGUGAUGCACGUAACUUGAUCUGGGAAGCAGGCUGGAACUUGGCUCAUAAUCCUCACUUUAGUGCUCAAGAAGCUGUUGGCUUGGUAACCUGGAAUUUGGCCGAGAUCUUUGGAUUGGAGACAGGUGUUUUGAAGCAUAGUGGAAAGUCUGAUUUCGUUGCUUAUAAUAGCAAUCCAUUUGAAUUUGGUGCUCAAGUAUUGAUGGUCCAUGGUGGUGCACACCCAGGUCCUACUUGUUUCCCUCAACAGGUUUAA